GGUGACGUUGGGCGGGGCCUGUCGGCGCUGUCGCCGCGGCAGCUGGCACGAUGCGGCGUCGCGGCGGGGACGGCCGUAACGGCGACAGGGGCGGCAACAUCGCCCGGGCGGAGGGCAGGGCCGGCGCGGCGCGGCAGGGCCGGUCCCUGCAUUCCUGGCUCCCGGGGCUGCGCACCCUCCUCCUGGCCCCGCUCCUCGCUUACAUCUCCGUGCCCUUCCUCAUCCGCCUCUUCCCCAGCCUGCUCACCAAAUUUGUCUACCUGAACUUCCUGGCCUUCCCCUUCUUCGUGGAUUUCGAGCRGCCGGAGCUGCUGGUGGACAACACCAUCUGCCUGCACCUGACCACCGAGCCGGGUGUCACAGUUGGCAUCUGGCACACGGUGCCAAGCAGCCGAGGGGCCGAGGCGCAGGGCAAGGACCAGCGCUGGUUCGAGGAGGCUCUCGCUGAUGCUCACCCCGUGAUCAUCUACCUGCACGGCAAUGGGGGCACCAGGGCUGCGCGUCACCGCAUCCAGUUCUUGAAGACGAUGGGGGCUGCUGACUUCCACAUCCUGGCUCUCGACUACAGAGGCUACGGGGACUCCAGUGGGCACCCCACAGAGACAGGCUUCACCACRGAUGUGCUGGCACUCUACGACUGGGCAAAAGAGCGGAGCGGCAACAGCAGCAUCCUCUUCUGGGGACACUCCUUGGGGACAGGGAUUGCCACCAAYGCAGCCAGGAAACUGCAGGAGGAGCGAGGGGUCCAGGUUGAUGCCGUGGUCCUGGAGUCUCCCUACACCAACAUCCGAGACGCGGCCGGCAACAUCCCCAUCACCAAGAUCUACCGGGAGUUCCCGGGGUUUGAGUACCUGAUCCUGGACUCCCUGGCUCGGGCWGACAUGUUCUUCUCCAGCGAUGAGAACGUGAAGGUGCUGAAGUGCCCCCUCCUCAUCCUGCACGCAGAAGACGAUGGCGUGGUGCCGCCAAAGUUGGGACGCAAGCUCUAUGAGACAGCACGCAAAGCCUACAAGGACAAAUCCAAAGUGAAGUUCAUUACCUUUCCCAAAAAGCUGGGCCUGGGCCACGACUACAUCUCCUCCAACCCGGAGCUGCCCRCCCUGGUGAAAGACUUCUUAAACAUGAAAUGAUGCCAGCUGCUGCCUGCAGUGACCACAUGCUCCCUCCAACUCACUCCAGRACCCAUCAUGGCACUGAACUUACUGCUGUAAGUAAUAAAAACUACUGAGAAACUUUUAA
Messenger RNA from Malurus melanocephalus (red-backed fairy wren), 1239 nucleotides. It is a transcript of the gene ABHD12B, whose product is annotated as abhydrolase domain containing 12B. NCBI's taxonomy places the organism in Eukaryota, Metazoa, Chordata, Aves, Passeriformes, Maluridae. Gene Ontology annotation, biological process: monoacylglycerol catabolic process; phosphatidylserine catabolic process. The record is from RefSeq and is a predicted model, not a curated record. Gene Ontology annotation, cellular component: endoplasmic reticulum membrane. Gene Ontology annotation, molecular function: phosphatidylcholine lysophospholipase A1 activity; monoacylglycerol lipase activity. The transcript is spliced from 13 exons. Bases 51 to 1130 code for a protein of 359 amino acids.